AUGGAGAGAUCAAUGGAUUCAGCGAUUCACAAGCAUCCAUUAUACCAUUCAUCAAGGUUUAUAAAUGGUCGUUGUCGCGGUUGCAAACAAAUCUCUCCCAUACAUGGUGGCUACCGCUGCAAUGAUUCUGACUGUAACCAUAUUUGGUAUCACAAAGAAUGUGCCGAGUCAUUACCAGAGAUUAAUCACCCUUCCCAUUCCGAGCAUCCGCUCUGCUUAUUCGACUACAGGGGAAGCGGUACGUGUGCCUUUUGUGGAGCUUUCUUGUUUGGUCUUACCUAUCACUGUUCUAUAUGCGACUAUCAUAUGGAUAUAGCUUGUGCUAGAAAGCUACUACCUCCACUUGUUGCUAUUGAACAUCCCAAAUGCCACAACCAUUCACUUGUUCUCUUGGAGAAACAAGUGAAGAAAUACCCUUGUGGAGUUUGCAAGAAAACAGUUUUUGGUAAGUAUCCUUAUGUUUGUCUUGAGUGCGAUGUGUAUUUCCACGUUGACUGCAUAAAUAUAUCGCGAGAGGUCAACCAUCCUUGUCAUCCUGUUCAUACUCUCGAGCUUUUCAAAACUGAGUUGCUACCUGAUGAUGCUCAAAAGACUUGUCUUCUGUGUGGUGAAGGAUCAGAUCAUUUGAUUUAUCAUUGUUCCAUUUGCAACUUCAGCAUCUGCGUUUAUUGUGCGGUGAAUCCUCCACCGCUUGCUAUAGAACAUCUUAAGACUCACAACCAUAUGCUAACUCUCUUGCCUAGACGAGUCGAGUUUAUUUGCAAUGCGUGUGGCAUGAAAGGCGAUAGAUGUCCUUAUAUUUGUCUUGAAUGUGGUUACUUAAUCCAUCGGGAAUGCAUUGAUUUACCUCGUGUCAUUAACAUCAAUCGUCAUGAUCAUCGCAUCUCUCUCACUCGUCAUCUUGGUCCUCAGUAUUCCAAAUGUGGAGUUUGUCGCCAAAAUGUUAAUAGAUACUACGGAGGUUAUUCUUGCUCUCUUUGCCCCAACUAUACCGUUCAUCCACAAUGUGCAAUGAGAGACGAUGUAUGGGAUGGAAUAGAACUCGAAGGGACACCGGGAGAUACUGAUGAAGAUGUUGCGCCAUUUCAGGUGGUUGAUGACAACACGAUAAGACAUUUCAGCCAUGAAAAACAUAAUUUGAUGCUCAACAAGAAUGAUGUAAUCACUCAUUAUGAUGAAAUCACACGUUGUCAAGCAUGUGUCCUUCCUCUACUGUCUGAUCCUAGCUACAGUUGUGGGCAAUGCAAUUAUGUUCUUCAUGAAACAUGUGCGAAUCUCCCUCGAAAGAAGAGACAUGUGUUCAACAACAAACCAUUUACGCUACACAUAGGAGAUAAAGAUUCUUCCAAGAACUGGUUUGAGUGUGAUGCUUGUAGAACAGUCUCCAAUGGGUUUAGGUACGUUUCUGGUGAUUGGAUUCUAGAUGUGCGUUGCGGUUCGAUAUCAGAACCAUUGCUCCAUGAUGGUCACUCACAUCCGUUGUAUUACUACAAAAAGCAAGGCAAGUCUUGCAGUUCGUGUCACAACAAGAUGGUGAAACCUAGAGUACUAUGUUGUGAUACUUGUGACUUUGAUUUGGAUUUCUACUGUGCUAAUUUACCUAAAACGGUAAAACAUAGUUGCGACGAGCAUCCUCUUUCUCUAUGCCACGGCGAGAAUGAUGUGAUUCAGCAUAACAAAUAUUGGUGUGACAUAUGCGAAACAGAAACAGAUCCAAAGAAAUGGUUCUACACUUGUUAUGAUUGUGGGGAGGCAACAUAAAUGUUGAUGGAUGUGAGUAUGUAGUGGUUUCUAACAGCAAGAGUUCUAGACCGUUCUGCGACCAAUGCCAUUCUCGAUGU
This is a messenger RNA of Capsella rubella, 1841 nucleotides long. RefSeq lists its product as uncharacterized. The transcript is spliced from 2 exons. Lineage: Eukaryota; Viridiplantae; Streptophyta; Magnoliopsida; Brassicales; Brassicaceae. The record is from RefSeq and is a predicted model, not a curated record. The coding region runs from base 1 to 1761 and encodes 586 amino acids.